Parathielavia appendiculata is the source of this 3210-nucleotide messenger RNA. RefSeq lists its product as uncharacterized. The transcript is spliced from 4 exons. The coding region runs from base 1 to 3210 and encodes 1069 amino acids. NCBI's taxonomy places the organism in Eukaryota, Fungi, Ascomycota, Sordariomycetes, Sordariales, Chaetomiaceae. The record is from RefSeq and is a predicted model, not a curated record. Gene Ontology annotation, cellular component: nucleus. Gene Ontology annotation, biological process: DNA repair. Gene Ontology annotation, molecular function: ATP-dependent chromatin remodeler activity; ATP binding.
AUGGACGAUCGACCGCGCGCCGGAGCUGCAAAACGGCUGCUGCCAGCUCUCUGUCUUGGCACGACCCACAAGAUAGACGAGGAGGACUGCUCGCCGGGCCAAGAAAGAACUACCAGGCGCGUCAAUUUGCGGGAUGUCCAGGUCCUACUGCGAAAGGAAAAACCCGACGGUAGCCGACAGACACUAUACGCCGACAUUUUGACCCACUGGGUUGUCAAUUACGCGGCGGCGGCGACUAGCGACCAGCUACUGCCCGAAUACGUCGACUGCGAUAAAAUGUUUCAGGACCUCGUCGCCCGUAGCGCAGAGCACGACAAUGCUGAGGUUCCGCCGCAAGUUCUGGCGGCGCAUGUGGAGCCGGCGGCCGGCGGUGAACCUGGGAUGGGCAACGGUUGUAACGAAGCCUCUGACUGCGAGGAUGGCUUAGGCGACGGCAUCGCCUCGGGUCGCGGGAGGGUCAAGUUCAUACGACGGCCGAGGCGAGCCCCUGCGGCCAAGACCAGCGAUGCAGGCAACAAUAUUACGUCCGAGCCAGAGAGGGAAAACCUUGCAACGGCCGGUACGAGCCUUGCAGCUAGCAUUAGCAAUGCAGUCGACGCCACCAUGUGCGAGAGGGCGGGGGAAGAUAGUGCAAUGACUGAGACGAGCCCUGCAGCCAAGGCCAGUAAUAUGAAUAACACUAUCAUGUUCGAGCGGGAGGGUGCAGGCUAUCGCCAGAGCGAUGAUUGCCUGGAUUGCUCCAGAGAUGAACCGCUUGCGACUCAACAGGCCGUGCCCAUCCACGCCAAGGCUGCCCACAUUGAUAUUACGAGGGGUGCCGAGAAUGAAGCCGGCAACAAGGACAACGACGACAGGGACGGGUACCGUCCGGAAGGCGAACAAGAAGACGCGCCGACGGACUCAGGUGACGACUCGGAUGUGCAGUUUCUAUUCGAGCGGCGUUCUACCCUCACGGGGCGCGACGAAGUAGAGUCGGGCUUGGACGAAGAUGGCCAGGGCAGCGAGGCAGACGAUAACGACGCGAUUCCCGACGAGAUGAACCCGCUACGGGAUCUCCGUGCCGUUCUUCAUGUUUCUGACGAUUCGGAGAUUUGGGAGAGGACGUGCAGGUUCUUCUGUCACGACAAACCACACACGGCAUACGACCAGGGCGUCAAGCUGCCCGGAACGACACUGUGCCUUCACCCUCACCAGAUGGAGGCGGUCUACGCGCUGUUGGAGCGGAGCUUUGGCGGUCACUUCAACGGCGGCAUCGUGGCGCUCGACACUGGGCUGGGGAAAACCAUCGUCAGCCUGGCUGCGGUCGCCGUCAUAAGGCCGCUGAAACUCAACUACUACGAGGUUAGACAGGAGUGGGGCGCCACUGCGACCGACAACGCGGGAGUCGCUACGCAUCGCCGGCAUAAUCCCCAGGGUGUCACAGGACCCUGUCCUUCGGGCAACCCAUGGAGCAUCGAGUGCUGCUGCGUAGCCGACUCAUUCAGCUUGGACAUCUCCCGGCAGCUGGGACCCGGUCCGUCGCUCGUUUUCACGCCGUCUAGCGUUGCCGGCCAGUUCGCCCGGGAGGCCAAGCGGUAUUUGGAGCAGGAGGUAGAGCGGCCCGGAUCGGACAACGGCCACCAUAGCCGUCAACGGUUUUCGUUCGUAGACACUGUCGACCUGAGCACAGGCUCCACCCUUUCACGAGACAUCCAAAGCGACAUCUUGACGCAUUUCCUGGGUGCACGACCCGUCUACGCUCUACCCAAGAAGGGCCACCAGGGGGCAUCGCCUGUGCUUGUCCCGGGUUCGGGUUCCGACAUGGGGUAUACAGCAAACCAAGCGCAGCGGCUUUUUCUCAGGCACCGGCUCGUGGUCGUAGGUAGCAGCCCGGCAUCGCUCUCGUCAAAGGGCGGUAGCCGCAACUGCUUUGCCCGGGCCUACGACUUGGCGCAGCAGCAGAGAAAGUCGCUACGGCUGUACCUUGCCUCAUGGGCGGUGGCCCCUAGGUUCGUCGUCCUAGACGAGUUCCACCUUGUUAAGCGUACCUCGACUGUCGUCUACCAGACACUGCAGCAGCUCCGGAGCCAAGUCGGCCCGUCUAACCGCUUCAAACUGGCGGUACUAAGUGCCACGCCGAUCUCUGUAUCGCUACAGCAAAGUCUCAAAGAGGUACUGUCGCUCAUCGUACCGCCCGACGACUUGACCGCGUCCUGUACCGCCGCGCAGACGAUUGACGCUGCUACGAAGACCGGCCUACCGAGAGACAUGGACAGAUACCAGGAGGCCAUGAAUACGUGCUCCGACUUACUCGGGCGAGUCAUGACGCUCCGCACGACAACCGACCUUUUCCACGGUCAGGUGCUGCUGCCGCUCCCGCCACUCCACCACGAACGGAUCCCCUGCAGAUCUUCUAGGGCGCAGCAGGAGGACUUCCUGCGCAAGAUGGGCUUGCUAACGACCGCAUGGAGCCAGGAGGCCCGCGCCAAGUUUGAGAAACAAACGCCCGCGAUUAACGCUGCGAUGCGGGAUCGCUUCUUUCAGUAUCGUCGACCUGCCCGACGAUAUCUCGUCGGACCCAGCCGCAUGGCUGAACAGCAACACGAUAAAGGUGCCAUCACUACGAAGGAGGGCCGCGCCAACCACGUUGUCGGCCAAUACAUCGACGUCAUCACGCGCGGCAGCGGAAAGAUGGAGCAGCCUCUCCAUGACGUGGAUAUGGGCGAUACGGGAAUUGCCGGCCAAGCGCCACUGAAGAAGCACGCCUGCGUCUUCGCCUCGCGUCCGGGAGUCGCACUCAUCAUCGCCGCGUACGCGGAGAAGCACUGGUCGAGCGAGUGGGAGGUUGUCAUGGUGCUCUCGGCAGCUACCGCGGACGGGAAGAAGGCCAUCGAGGGUGCUUUCCGAGACAUUCCGAUCGACUGCCCGGCAAAGCCCACGCUCUUCAUUGCCACUGUCGGCACCUGCGGCACCGGUCUCGAUAGCCUCAAGAAGGCGAACCACGCCAUCCUCUUCGACCUGCCGUUCGUCGAGUCCGAUUCGAAGCAGGCCUGUGGCCGCGUCUGGAGACCCGGCCAGCGGUUUCCUUGCUACUGGACCGAGCUCUGGGCAGAAGAUAGUGAGGCUGAGACUCUGAUCAACGAGCGCCACGAGAAGCGUACGGACGCUUUUCGGCGCAUUCUGGGUCACCGAGUUGGCAACAGCAGUAAGGCAGACGGUGGCGGCCAGUGA